AUGGACUAUACUUUUCAAGCAACCAAAACCAGAAAUCCCCUCCGAUAUACUUUCGACGGCCACUUCUCACCGGAUACUCCACGGGAUGACUCGUCAUCAGAAUCCCGAUGCUCAAACUCGAGCUUCCAAGUGAUAGCCGACAGCAUGGUCCGAAUGGAGACUGCCCGGCUCGAGAUGAUGAAGAAGAGGGAGAUGGCGAGGCUGGACGCUCAGAAGCAGCAGGCUGAGUUGGAAGUCGAGAUGACUCGGAUGAUGUUGCAGACGCAAGUGCAUAUUGCUUCGACCGUUUGCCACACCAGGAAGAGGAAGAAUAGCAGUGAUGGAGGUCUACUUCUCACUCUGCUCCUCUCUAAUAUGCUUUGA
Salvia hispanica is the source of this 363-nucleotide messenger RNA. The record is from RefSeq and is a predicted model, not a curated record. NCBI's taxonomy places the organism in Eukaryota, Viridiplantae, Streptophyta, Magnoliopsida, Lamiales, Lamiaceae.